This is a messenger RNA of Leucoraja erinaceus (little skate), 1069 nucleotides long. RefSeq names its product transmembrane protein 81 (gene tmem81). The coding region runs from base 1 to 852 and encodes 283 amino acids. The record is from RefSeq and is a predicted model, not a curated record. The transcript has 2 exons. Lineage: Eukaryota; Metazoa; Chordata; Chondrichthyes; Rajiformes; Rajidae.
AUGCCAGACCCUCCUGUCUCUCUCUGCCUUAUCCUCAUCUCUUUUGCUUUCCUGAUUCAUCAUCUGGCCAACAGCCAACAGGCACCCAUUGGCACCUUGCCACCUGAGUUGGAGAACAUCACGGUGACUGGUCUGUUGUUGGUCAGCCUGAACCCAUGCAGCAAGACCUGUGGCCUGGGGUGGAGGUCCGAGUAUUACUGUGGCAUCAGCCAAACUGGAAAGCGGAAUAACUGCGUCCUGAAAAACGCCCUGUGUCUCGUCAGCCAGGAAUGUGGCCUGAUCUCUAAAAUGGGCGCAGUGGGUUCCUCCUUGAACCUCAGCUGCUUGGAUGAGACGAUCGAAACGCUAGGCUCAUCUGACUUUGUCUUUGUCUGGAAACUUGCAAAAGGACUAGUGACCACCGAUCGAAACUUAUUCAGAAUGUACCUACGACGGUCGAGAAAAACACCCUGGAUGAUGAUUCUCAAGAUUCUUGAACUCGAAGCUGUCUGUUCUCUCAUCCCUCACUUUAAGGAUGUAAAGGAGAAGAACGCUGGCACCUACAUGUGUCAGGUGCAGAACGCCAAGACGAUGCAGGUCGUCAAGCGAGUGCUGAUCGCAGUCCGAGUGAUCCCCGACAACCUGGUGCAGCUGAAUUACAUGAAAGUGCUGUCGCCUGCACAGAAGGAAGAGUUGCAGGUACUGCAGGGCAAACCAGUGACGAAGACUCGGCCAUCAUUCUGGAAAAAUGUAAAGGACCUCUUUAAAAGUGCCAGCAUGACAGCUCGGGCCGUUUUCAGCGGCGUGGCCAUCGGGGGGGCGUUCGGUAUCGCUUUUGGAAUCUUAUUUUUAUGCGUGUCAAAAAAAAGAUAAAAAUUAGUGUAUAUAUAUAUUAAAUUGAGUUGUUUUGGGAGCGCUGGAGCAUUGGGUGCGUGUGUGUGUGUGGAGACGUGGGGAAGUUCUGCAUUGAUCUAUCUAGAUUUGACGGAAUUUUUAGCAGGGAGGAAAAAACACCUUCUUGUUGAUCAGGAACAAAAUCAACUGAGCUCGCGUUCCAGGUCUCAUCCUCUGUUCUGCAGAAGGUCCAUUA